Molecule: messenger RNA, 3882 nt
Organism: Arthroderma uncinatum
Lineage: Eukaryota; Fungi; Ascomycota; Eurotiomycetes; Onygenales; Arthrodermataceae
Product: multidrug resistance protein 3
Exons: 4
Coding region: 1-3882 (1293 amino acids)
Biological process (GO): transmembrane transport
Cellular component (GO): membrane
Molecular function (GO): ATP hydrolysis activity; ABC-type transporter activity; ATP binding
Source: RefSeq, a predicted model, not a curated record
AUGGCAGGAAACAUGGCAGGAAACAUGAAGCAGCAGCAGCAGCUCCCCGAAAACAGUCAACUCUCUCCGGACAUCGAGGAUGAGCUCUCUAAAAAUAUUCUCCAACGCCAGCUUGAUGGGUUGCCCUCCCUCUCGCAGAAUAGUUCCACCGUAUUCGCAUACGCCCAGCCAUUGGAUGUGGUUCUGAUCACUAUCAGCACGAUCUCGGCCACCCUCGCAGGCGCUUUGAAUCCCCUUCUUACUGUAAUCUACGGUCUUUUGGUGGGCUCGUUCCAAAGCCAUGCACACGGAACGGAGGACAGCUCGCAGUUGUCUUCCGAUGUCUCCAAAUUUGCCCUCUACUAUGUAUAUCUCGGCAUUGCAGAGUUCGUCCUCAUAUACAUUGCAACAGUUGGGUUUUACUACUCGGGGGAGCGAAUUACGCGAAACCUGCGCCUGGCAUACCUCAAGGCGAUUAUCCGGCAAAAUAUUGCAUUUUUUGAUACCCUUGGUCCCGGGGAGGUUACGACGAGAAUAACUGGAGAUAUGAAUGUCCUUCAGGAGGGAAUCUCAAGCAAAAUCUCACUAUUUCUCACCGCGCUAGCAACCUUUUUGUCGGCCAUCGUCAUCUCCUUUAUCGAAUACUGGAAACUCGCCUUGAUACUACUAUCAAGUUCCGUCCUGCUAGGAGUAGCGGAGUUUCUAGGUGCAUCGUUCGCGCUAAAGUACAGCAGAAAGAACUCUGCGUCUCUAGGCAAGGGUGCGUCGGUUGCAGAAGAAGCAAUUGGUACCAUUCGGCACGUUUCUGCCUUUGGGAUCCAGGAUGCCAUGGCCGAGCGCUACCAAAAGUACCUCGACUCUGCAGAGACAUGGGGGGUCAAGACGCGGCUGUCGAUAUCAGUCAUGAUUGGGAGCAUGAACGCAAUACCCUAUAUUAGCUAUUCCCUAGCGUUCUGGCAAGGCUCUCGCUAUAUCGUCAGCGGCGAGACGACCGCGGCCGCAGUCACUACCACUAUUUUAGCGACAAUCAUUGGUGCCUUUGCUGUCGGAAGAGUUGCCCCUAGUGGUGAAUCAUUCAUCAACAGUCUUACUCACGCAGGAACGAUUCUCAAAGCAAUCUCUCGCCAGUCGCCAUUAGACCCCUUUUCUACUGAAGGGCAGCGGCCACUUCAGGUGCAAGGCGAUAUUGAACUGCACAAUGUCAACUUAGUAUACCCAUCCCGACAGAAUGUCGAGGUUCUGAAGCAGGUAAGCCUGCGGUUCCCUGCGAACAAGACCACAGCCCUCGUCGGGGCAUCGGGAUGCGGAAAAAGCAGCAUCAUUGGGCUAAUAGAACGGUUUUACGAACCUACUGGAGGGAGUAUCACGUUGGAUGGAUGUGGGGUAGCCGACCUGAAUCUGAAUUGGCUAAGGCAGCAAAUGUCGUAUGUGGUUCAAGAGCCCAUCUUGUUCAACCGUAGUAUUUUCGAGAAUAUCCUCCUUGGCUUGAAUGACCCCGGAUUACCGCGAUCAGAGCAUGAAAAACAGGAGCUCGUGUACACUGCCGCCAAAGUUGCAAACGCUCACGACUUCAUCACGGCUCUCCCACAGGGUUACCAAACCGAGGUCGGCCCCAAAGGAUUGCAGCUUUCAGGUGGCCAGAGGCAGCGUAUUUGCAUUGCCCGAGCAAUUAUUACCAACCCCAAGAUUCUCCUGCUAGAUGAGGCCACAUCUGCCCUAGAUGUUAAAUCAGAGAGGGCAGUUCAGCUGGCAUUGGAGUCUGCUGCUCAAGGCCGUACAACAAUAGUGGUUGCACAUCGUUUAUCUACUAUCCGCAAUGCUGAUAAUAUCAUUGUCAUGUCACAAGGCUCCGUUGUUGAGCAAGGUCGACAUGAUGAGUUGAUGAGUCAAGGUGGAAUAUAUUCCGGCUUAGUCGAAGCACAGCAGAUAGGAACAGCGUCCGAGGAUGCCGCAAACGACACGAGUGACGAUAUCGUUUGGAAAGAAGCGCAAACGGAAGCCAUUCUGACCAAAGAACCCAAGCUGGCGGCCGCCGCAGAAACACUGGAUCUUGAACAUAGCCCCAAGAGCUCCAAAAUGGCCGAUACAGGGCAUCAGGACGCCCCAGCAGAGAAUAGGCCAACUUUUUGGACGUACUUUCAGGUUGUAGCAAAGCUCAACAAAGAGGAAGCCCGUGUCAUUCUUGCCGGUCUUUUUCUCUGCAUAAUUGCUGGUGGCGUGGUUCCAACACAAUCCGUUUUCUUUGCAAAGUCAAUCACAGUCGUCUCCCUCCCAGCAUCCCAAUAUGCCAAACUCCGCCACGAAAUUGACUUUUGGUGUCUUAUGUUUCUGAUGAUAUCCAUCGUUUCCUUCAUUGCAUGGUUCGGUCAGGGAGCGUGCUUCUCUUAUUCCACAGAACGUCUCACUUACAAGGCCAGACAUCAAGCUUUCCGAUCUAUCCUCCGUCAGGACCUAAGCUUCUUUGACAAAAAAGAGCACUCAUCAGGGGGUUUGACAUCUUUCCUCUCCACCGCGCCAACCGACCUCACGGGUCUCAGUGGUGCAAUAAUAGGGGCAUGUCUGACGUUCAUAGCCACCCUCACAGCCGCAAUUAUCCUAUCUCUGGCGGUUGGCUGGAAACUCGCUCUUGUCUGCGCUGUAACAAUUCCACUCGUGGCAGGCUCUGGCUAUAUCCGACUGAGAGUGCUCGCCCUCUUUGACAGCCAGAUGAGGGAAAUUCACGAAGAAGGGGCCAUAUACGCGAGUGAGAUCAUAACAGUUAUCCGGUCGGUCGCCUCAUUGACUCUUGAAAGUCAUGUACUGGACGAAUAUAGAAGCAUCUUAGACCGACAAGCGGCAAAAAUACUGCGAUCAACUCUACUAACCUCUACUCUUUACGCUGCAUCUCAGUCUUUCACAUUAUUUAGCACUGCACUCGCAUUCUGGUAUGGCGGAACUCUCUUGGCAAAAAACGAAUAUAAUAUGCUUCAAUUCUUCAUCUGCUUCGUGGCUCUGAUUUCCGGUGCACAAAUUGCAGGGGCAAUAUUCUCCUAUGCUCCAGAUAUGAGUAAGGCUCUUCAUGCUGGUCAGAAUUUGAAGAACCUCUUUGAAUUGAAACCGAUAAUCGACACUUGGGAUACCACAGGCCAAGGCAUUACUGAGAGUGGCGGGCGGAUAGACAUCGUUAAUGCCAGUUUCCGGUACCCUAAUCGGCCAGAACGGCUAGUUCUCGAUAAUUUCAGCGUCAGUAUACGACGCGGUCAGUAUGUGGCAUUGGUAGGAUCGAGCGGCAGUGGAAAAAGCACCGUGAUCCAUUUACUAGAGAGAUUCUUCGACCCCACAGAUGGUAAAAUCUUUAUUGAUGGAGAAGAUAUUUCCAAGCUCAAUAUCAAUGACUAUAGGAACUUGAUAUCAUUGGUUAGCCAGGAGCCUACUCUGUAUGAGGGGUCAAUCAAGGAGAACCUCCUGUUGGGCACCGAAAGAGGAGUGGGAGAGGAGGAAUUGGUGCAGGCAUGCAAGAAAGCGAAUAUCUAUGAUUUCAUCUCUUCCCUUCCUGAUGGCUUUGCAACCCCGGUUGGCACGGGAGGAACUAUGCUCAGCGGGGGCCAAAAGCAAAGACUAGCAAUUGCUCGGGCCCUUCUUCGGAAAACCCGAAUCCUGUUACUUGACGAGGCAACGUCGGCAUUGGACUCAGAGUCUGAGAAGAUCGUUCAAGAGGCCCUGGACCGUGCAGCGAGAGAACGAACAACUAUUGCCGUGGCUCAUCGAUUGAGUACUAUUCAGCACGCCGAUUUAAUUUGUGUUCUGGACCAUGGCCGGCUGGCCGAGAAAGGGACUCAUGCCGAACUCAUGAACAAAAAAGGAUUGUACCAUGAUUUGGUGCGGAUGCAGAGUCUGGGGGCAAUUGGCACAGCAGAGAAAUAA